AUGGUUUAUAUAUUCAACUAUAUAUUAGUGAAAAAAGAAAUACAUGCAGGUGAACCACAUCGAAUAAAAAAAUCUGAUUUAAAUGAAUUGUUUUCAUUAGAAAAUGGUUGGACAAUCGAAUCAAUUGAAGAUUUUAUUUAUGAAUCGACGAGUGCUAGUCCAUUCGGAUUAGAUGGUCGAACUUAUCUUUCAUUAAUUCGACAUAAUAAAAAUAUUAAAUAUUGA
Molecule: messenger RNA, 225 nt
Organism: Rotaria sordida
Lineage: Eukaryota; Metazoa; Rotifera; Eurotatoria; Philodinida; Philodinidae
Source: the annotation of a GenBank genome assembly